Messenger RNA from Haemonchus placei, 1062 nucleotides. Lineage: Eukaryota; Metazoa; Nematoda; Chromadorea; Rhabditida; Trichostrongylidae. The record is from the annotation of a GenBank genome assembly.
AUGGUUGUGACGUUUCCUACGAGCAGGUCGGCUCAAGAACUCUAUCAUCAUGAAGAUGUUGAGAAAGCCUAUUUACAUGAUUUCGAAACUCUCCUCGGUGCUUGUGGUCCCUUAUUACGAGCCGAGGGAGAACUUGGCAGUGUGCGGAUGUGUGCAUGGACCAAGAGACUGCCAAUGAACAAAGAAGGCUGCCCAGCAUAUCAGUUCACGACGGGAUAUGUUCCAGCACAUGGAACAAAUCAUUCUUUGUCGUCAAUCCAGUACGAGUUGCAAUGCAUACGUGAGGAGUGGUUAUAUUACCGAAUCAAAAGGGAAGGAGAAGACGGUGGUGGCUCUGAUGAUAGCACUCCAGAAAGUGCACAGGAUGCGGAAAAAACUACCACUACCGAGCCAGAAACUACCACAACCACACCAGAAACUACCACAACCACACCAGAAACUACCACAACCACUACAGAAACUACCACAACCACACCAGAAACUACCACAACCACACCAGAAUCUACCACAACCACAACUGAAACUACCACGACCACACCAGAAGCUACCACAACCACACCAGAAACUACCACAACCACACCAGAAACUACCACAACCACACCAGAAACUACCACAACCACACCAGAAACUACCACAACCACACCAGAAACCACCACAACCGAAUCAGAAACAACCACAACCGAACCAGGAACUAGCACAACUGAACCAAAAACUACCACAACCGAUCAAGAAACCAUCACUACAACAAUCGAAGAAACCACUACAACAAUAGAAGAGACUACCACAACAACUCCCAUCUCAACAACACCAAUGACCACUACACCAGAAGAAGUGACUACUAGAGAAGAAGAGACUACAACAGAACAAGAAACGACAACCACAAAAGAAAAAACAAAAGGAGGCAAAUCUACGAAGAAAACGAAGAAACCCACUACUAAGGACGACUCUGUUUACUAUACCGAUGACGGAGGAGAUGAUUACUAUGGAGAGACUACAAAAGGAGGAAGAAGAACAAAGCGGCCGAAAUCUUCGAAGGUAUCGGAAAAAAUUUCUCAUUUUUAA